Messenger RNA from Amblyraja radiata (thorny skate), 975 nucleotides. RefSeq names its product mitochondrial ribosomal protein L46 (gene mrpl46). Gene Ontology annotation, molecular function: structural constituent of ribosome. The transcript is spliced from 4 exons. Gene Ontology annotation, cellular component: mitochondrial large ribosomal subunit. NCBI's taxonomy places the organism in Eukaryota, Metazoa, Chordata, Chondrichthyes, Rajiformes, Rajidae. The record is from RefSeq and is a predicted model, not a curated record. Bases 22 to 921 code for a protein of 299 amino acids.
CAGACGAGUGGUAUCGCCAACAUGGCGGCAGCGCUGCGCCGGUUGCCCGCGCUCGGAGUGUCCGUGUCCGGAGUGUCCGUGUCCGUGUCCGCCGGCCGGGGAGUGUCCGUGUCCGCAGGCCCCGCGGCCCGGGCUUUACUCCAGCCCGAGGGCAGCCGUGGCCCGGGGCCGGCGGUGGCGGGGAGCGGCUGGCAGCUGUGCGGCGCCGUGUGUCUGCAGCGAGCGGCCGUGGUGUCGCGGCAGCGCAACGGCAUGGAGAGCGCGUUCACGCGGCUGCUGGAGCAGAUGGAACUGGAGAAAAGUCUCUAUGCUGAUCAUGAGCUACGAGUCUUUGAAGCCGAAGAAAGAAUUCGUCGGAGGCAGGCAAAUAAUUAUGAUUCUGAUGAAGAGGAGGAUGCUGGCCAAGACAUUGUGACCAGCCAAGAUCUGGAGGAUAUGUGGGAACAGAAACUCAGGCAGUUCAAACCUGCUGCUAGAGUGCAAGAAGCUGACAAGCGGAAUGAUAGAUCAACACUGAACAGGCGACUGGAUGAAAAACUGCUGUUGUUAGUAAAAGAAAAAGUGGGGGAUGAAGAGAUCUGGUUGCUGCCACAGAGUUACUGGACGCCAGGGGAAACCAUGAGGCAGACUGCAGAACGUACCUUGUCGACGCUGGCUGGAAAUGAAUUGCAAGCUGUUUUUAUGGGCAAUGCUCCAACCGGUGUCUAUAAAUACAAGUAUCCCAGGGCGAUACAAACUUCCAGUAACGUCGGAACCAAAGUGUUUUUCUUUAAAGCCUUGCUGAUAAACGGAGAUCUUAAGACAAGAAAGAAAGAGGACCAUGUGUGGGUAACCAAGAGUGAACUGAAGGACUACCUCAAACCAAACUACUUGAAACAAGUUAAUCGCUUCAUCUUUGAUAGCUCGACAAUAUAUGUAUAGAAAAGUUAUUUUGUUAAAAUUAGAAUUAUUAUCAACAUUAAAUUAUAAAUCAAA